Molecule: messenger RNA, 1785 nt
Organism: Microplitis demolitor
Lineage: Eukaryota; Metazoa; Arthropoda; Insecta; Hymenoptera; Braconidae
Product: piggyBac transposable element-derived protein 3-like
Exons: 2
Coding region: 1-1785 (594 amino acids)
Molecular function (GO): sequence-specific DNA binding
Source: RefSeq, a predicted model, not a curated record
AUGUCUCAUCGCCGAAUAUUGUCGGUAAAUGACAUAAUAUCGCAUCUUGAAGACAACGAUGACGUAUUGUCAGCAGAUAUUUACAUAACACCCCCAGAUAAUUACGACAAAAGUGAUGAAGACAGUGGAGAUGAGGAGUCUUCGAACAUAAAUCACCUGUCCAGGCAGCAGCUCUUAGCACAGGCUGAGUUUAGGGCUACUGUAUCUUCACAGUCUAAUUUAGAUAUUAUAGAAAGCGUAUCAAAUGAAGUUUCUAUAGAUAAUAAUACACACGGCGACUUAUCAGUACAACCACCGGCAAAGAAAAAAAAAUGUCCAGCUACCCGAAAGUGGAGGAAAGUAGAUAUUCCAGUGAAGACAGAGAAAACAUCAGAGCCACCACAUUUCUUAGAACACCUAGAUACUCCUGUUCACUUUUUUGAACUUUUUUUUGACGAAGACGUUUUUGAAUUGAUUCGCUCUGAAACCGAAAAAAAUGCUAUUCAAAAAGGUUACCACAAUUUCAAAGUUACAACUGAGGAAAUAAAACGAUUUAUAGGGAUUCUCUUGCUGUCUGGUUACAACAGUGUUGCUAGAUAUCGUAUGUACUGGGAGCAAAGUGUUGAUUGUAAUUUUCAAGGUGUGGCAGCUGCUAUGCCUAGGAACAGAUUUGAAGAACUAUUACGAUUCUUUCACGUCGCCGAUAAUAAUAACUUAGCUCCACAGGACAAGUUCGCGAAGGUUCGUCCUCUCUGGAAUCUACUCAAUAAGAGAUGGGUAAAAUAUUAUCCCGGUGACAGGAAUCUAAGCAUUGAUGAAUCCAUGAUUCCAUAUUUCGGGAAACAUGGGACGAAGCAACAUAUUCAUGGUAAACCCAUUCGGUUCGGUUAUAAGAAUUGGUCUAUAUGUACUCGUCUUGGAUAUUUGAUAUAUGGAGAGCUUUAUCAAGGGGCAAGCACAGGAAAUACCCACCCAGAACUUGGUGUAGGUGCUUCUGUUGUUUUAGACCUCAUAUCCAAAUUGCCGCCCGGUACUUACAGCUUUUAUAUGGACAACUAUUUUACAUCUUUACCCUUGUUGGAUGAAAUAAAAACAUUAGGACACGAUGCGACGGGAACGGUUAGGGCAAAUAGGGUAGAAAAGGCACCCUUGAAAGAAGCGAAAGAUAUGAAGAAAAUGAGCAGAGGGUCUUUUGACCAGUGUACAGAUACUCUGACGAACAUCACCCUCGUACGUUACAAUGACAACAAUAUUGUUACCGUUGCCUCAACCGAAUGUGGUGUGGAGCCUUUAGCUAAGGUAAAACGUUACUGUGACAAGCAGAAGAAAGACGUCGACCAACCUCGCUGCAUCGUCAACUAUAACAAAUAUAUGGGCGGUGUCGACCGUUUGGAUCAAAAUGUGGGAUGCUAUCGUAUUUCUAUACGCCUGAAGAGGUGGUACUGGCAGCUACUUAUGUUUCCUAUAAAUGUAUGUAUGAAUAAUGCUUUUCAGUUAUAUAAAUUAUCGCCAGCUUCACAAAACAAUCAGCAUGACUAUUUGUCAUUUACAAGACAUGUUGUAACAACAUAUCUUCAGACUUUUCCUGAAAAUUCUUCUUCAGUAAAGAAGCCUAUUCCAAGAUCAUCUCUAGCAGUCAUAAAACGAGUUCCAGUUGAUAUUAGGUUAGAUGGAAAGGCACACCAUAUUAUCAAAAGUGAUAAACAAAACCGUUGUGGUUUAUGUCAUAAAAACACGACAAUGAAAUGUGGCAAAUGCAACGUCGCCCUACACCAAAAGUGUUCUCCUGCGUUUCAUACGAAAUAA